This is a messenger RNA of Diospyros lotus (date-plum), 2836 nucleotides long. Its product is annotated as pentatricopeptide repeat-containing protein At3g22690. Gene Ontology annotation, molecular function: zinc ion binding; RNA binding; protein binding. NCBI's taxonomy places the organism in Eukaryota, Viridiplantae, Streptophyta, Magnoliopsida, Ericales, Ebenaceae. Bases 227 to 2782 code for a protein of 851 amino acids. The transcript has a single exon. Gene Ontology annotation, biological process: RNA modification. The record is from RefSeq and is a predicted model, not a curated record.
GGUUGACUGGUUUUUAAUGUAUAUCACUAAAAAAUAAAGGAAAUAAUAGAAGGAUUUUAUUAUUUUAGUCAUCUCUUUUAAGAGAUAUGACCAAUUUAGUUUGGAUUUGUUGUGAUUGGUUACUAGUGACAAGAUGAUAUCUUCAACCAAGUAAAAGGUUGUCGUGCUUGAGAAUUUCAGUUAAAAGUUAGUUGUUGUUGGGUGUAGCACAGCAUUUCCAACUUUAAUGGCCGCCGCAAGCAUGUCUAUCCCUCCUCUCGUCGCCAUCCCCACCAGCACCGCCGCCAGAGAUGGCGUCAAUCUCCCGCCGCAAAACCAGCUCGAGCAUACCACCAAACAACGCAUAUCCGAAACUGGGUCGCUCAAAAUUUGCAGAAACAUGGACGACAUCAAGCAAUUACACGCUCAGAUCGCAAAGAGGGGUUUCAAGGGCCACCGCUCUGCUCUAACCAAGCUGUUAGCUCAAUGUGCCGAAAUGGCUACCCCCGAAAGCCUGGAAUACGCGAGAAAGGCCUUCGAGCUCGUUGAAUAUUGUGAGAGUGGAAAGGGUUCGAUUUACAUGUUCAAUUCUUUGAUUAGAGGGUACUCGAACGCUGGACUAGGCAAUGAAGCGCUCUUGCUUUACGCGCGAAUGGUGGCAAAGGGUGUCGCUCCCGACCACUACACGUUUCCUUUCGUUCUGAGUGGGUGCGCGAAGGUCGCGGCUUUUCUUGAGGGUGUUCAGCUUCAUGGUUCAGUUGUCAAGAAGGGUUUCGAGGAAGAUGUGUUUGUGCAGAACUCUCUGAUUCAUCUUUACUCCGAGUGCGGGGAUGUUGAUCGUGCAAAGAAAGUGUUCGAUGAAAUGAUCGACAGAAAUAUUGUGUCGUGGACUAGUUUGAUUUGCGGGUUUGCGCGGGGGGACAGGCCUAGGGAGGCUGUUUCUUUGUUUUUUGAGAUGGUGGAAACGGGUAUUGAGCCCAAUUCAGUUACCAUGGUUUGUGUGAUAUCCGCUUGUGCAAAGUUGGGGGACUUGGAUUUGGGCGAGAGGAUAUGUGCUUACAUUGGUCAGUCAGGGUUGAGGGUUAAUACAUUUUUGGUGAAUUCACUUGUUGACAUGUACAUGAAAUGUGGCGCUACUGAUAGUGCUAGGCGGCUUUUUGACGAAUGCGUUGAUAAAAAUUUGGUUCUUUACAAUACAAUCUUGUCAAAUUAUGUGCGCCAGGGGAUGGAACGAGAAGUACUUCUUGUCUUGGAUGAAAUGCUACAAGGAGGACCACGGCCUGACCGGGUUACAUUGCUGUCUGCAGUCUCAGCCUCUGCACAGUUGGGGGAUUUUGACUUUGGACGGGAAUGCCAUGGUUACAUUUUGAGAAAUGGGUUAGAGAGUUGGGAUAAUGUUAGUAAUGCCAUAAUUGACAUGUACACAAAAUGUGGUAAACAGGAAUUGGCUUGCAGAGUAUUUGAUCGGAUGUUAAACAAGAAUACUGUCUCGUGGAACUCCUUGAUUGCAGGUUUUGUAAGAAACGGUGAUGUUGAAUAUGCUUGGGAGUUAUUCAAUCAGAUGCCAGUGACUGAUCUCGUGUCCUGGAACACCAUUAUCGGUGCUUUGGUGCAAGAGAGCUUAUUCGAAGAUGCAAUUGAACUCUUUCGAGUGAUGCAGAGUGGGGGGCCAAAAGCUGACAAGGUGACAAUGGUGAGUGUUGCAUCUGCCUGUGGGUAUUUGGGAGCUCUUGAUCUUGCAAAGUGGACGUACCAUUACAUUGUAAUGAAUGAAAUUCAUUGUGAUAUGAGGCUCAGUACAGCCCUUGUCGAUAUGUUUGCUAGGUGCGGGGAUACUCAAAGUGCAAUGCUAGUGUUCGAUGGAAUGAAGGAUCGGGAUGUUUCUGCUUGGACUGCUGCAAUUGGAGCAAUGGCCUUGGCAGGAAAUGGGUCCCGAGCAGUGGAGCUUUUUGGUGAAAUGCUGAACCGAGGGCUCAAACCUGAUGGAGUUGUGUUUGUAGAGGUCCUCACAGCAUGCAGCCGUGCUGGGUUGGUGGAUCAAGGCCUGCAUAUCUUCCAGUCAAUGAAGGGAACUUAUGGAAUAUCCCCACAAAUCGUUCACUAUGGCUGCAUGGUCGAUUUACUUGGCCGAGCCGGGUUGUUAAAUGAAGCUCUCAAUCUUAUAAAGGGCAUGCCAAUGGAGCCAAACAAUGUGAUCUGGGGAGCCCUUCUAGCUGCUUGCAGAACCCACAAAAAUGACACAAUGGCAGCCUAUGCAGCCGACAAGAUAACCAAAUCGGGCGAUUGCAGGAGUGGAAUCCAUGUUCUUCUGUCAAACAUAUAUGCUUCUGCUGGUAAAUGGACUGAUGUUGCGAGAGUGAGGCUACAGAUGAAGGAGAAAGGGGUCAACAAAGUGCCUGGAUCGAGCUCAAUCGCAAUCAAAGGAGUAGUUCACGAGUUCACCUCUGGGGAUGAAUCCCACCCAGAAAUGGCCAGCAUUGCCACGAUGCUAACUGAGAUGAGCUGCAGACUCAGGGACGCCGGUCAUGUUCCUGACAUAACAAAUGUUUUGCUGCAUGUUGAUGAAGAAGAUAAAGAAUUCUUGCUUAGUCGACACAGUGAGAAACUGGCCAUGGCCUAUGGGCUUCUUAACACAAGUCCAGGAAUGCCUAUUAGGGUGGUUAAGAACCUCAGGAUAUGCUCUGAUUGCCACUCAUUUGUAAAGUUGGUGUCAAAAGUAUAUGAUAGGGAGAUUGUUGUUCGAGAUAACAAUCGGUUUCACUUCUUCUGGCAAGGGGAAUGUUCUUGCAAUGAUUAUUGGUAAUAGUUAAAUACAACAAAUAUUCAUUAAUUCAAUCUUCUAAAACAUAUUCCUGCU